AUGACUGAGAAUGGAGGCCGAGAGCCUCAGAUGAUGCACUUGCAUCAACGCCAGUCAUCUCGUGGGCUGUUCUCUCCCGAAGUUGUUGAUCUUGUGCUGCCACCCCUGAAGUUUGGCACUGCUGGUGUUCUGGCUGGUGUUGGAGGCUCGAUUUUUAAAGAGGCAAACCCUAUAAUUUGGGGCGCGGUUUCGGGUUUCCAAUGGUUCACUUUAGGAACGAGCUUUUGGUGUAUUGUUCUAAAAGCAUGGGGCGGUGAGGAAAGACUCAAGAAUUCCGAAAAGACAAUGGCCAGUGCAAUAUCUGGUACAGCAGCAGGCGCUGUUGGUGGCUUGAUCCGGGGGCCCAAGAAUAUUCUGCCCGCUAUGUUUGUCUGGACAACAGUGGGAGCUGUUGGGCAGAUAAUAGCAAACCGCAUGGCAGUUCGCAAGCCCAAGGUGGAUGAUGAUAAGGGAGGAUUCUUCACGCGGUGGACUCCGCUCAAGAAGCUCACAGACCAGGAGUAUAAGGAUAUGAUGUUUGAAAAGAUGCUACGGAUAGAUGCUGACAUUGCGCUUAUUGACGAGCGUAUCGUUGAGCUACGGAAACAAGCUGAGGAGGAAUCUAGAAAUAAGCCUUCGACGCAAUAA
Molecule: messenger RNA, 627 nt
Organism: Fusarium venenatum
Lineage: Eukaryota; Fungi; Ascomycota; Sordariomycetes; Hypocreales; Nectriaceae
Source: RefSeq, a predicted model, not a curated record